AUGGCCACUGCAAGGGAUUCGGGCUUGGAAGCCCUUGAGAAGCUUAAAUCAACUGAGCCUCCAGUUUUUCUUGCGCCAAGUUCGAUAUCUGAGGAUGCUCGUGUCGCCUCUCAGUAUCUCUUCACGAAGUUGAAGCCGUACAACCCUAAGUCUCCGUUUGAUAAGCUCUUGGUUGAUGGGUUUGAUGCGGAGCAAAUUUGGCAGCAAAUUGAUAUGCAGUCUCAACCUCUCUUGUCAAACUUGCGGCAGGAACUUGGUGCUCUUUUGGGUGAUGGCAACGAAGAUGCAGAAAAAUUGAGAAUGCCGAGGUAUAAAGAUUUCUUUGGCGGUAAAAAGGAGACAAAAAUGACGUUUAACGAUGGAAUUGAAGAUGAGGAAGCUGGAAAUGAAAACCAAGGCAAUGGAAGACUCUCUACCCAUGAGAAAGACCUAGUAAAGCUUCAAUCCAAGAUUAAACAGAUGGAGAAAGCAAACUUAGAUCCAAAACACUGGACAAUGCAGGGAGAGAUAAGUGCUGCAAAGAGGCCCAAGAAUAGUGCUCUAGAAGUUGAUUUAGAUUUUGAGCACAAUGCCAGACCUGCUCCUGUAAUCACAGAAGAGGUCACAGCCUCACUUGAGGAAAUGAUCAAGAGCAGAAUCAUUGAGGCUCGUUUUGAUGAUGUUCAACGAGCACCUAGUCUACCCACUAAUUCAAAAAGAGAAGCCAAGGAAUUGGACGAUAGUAAAAGCAAGAAAGGUCUUGCCGAACUUUACGAGGAAGAAUACGUUCAGAAGUCAAACCCAGCUUUUGCUCCAGCAACUUUCUCUGACGAACUUAAGAAGGAGGCAAGCAUGCUAUUCAAGAAACUAUGCCUGAAGUUGGAUGCUCUCUCUCACUUCCACUUCACACCGAAGCCAGUAAUACAAGAAAUGUCUAUACAGACAAACGUCCCAGCCAUAGCAAUGGAAGAGGUUGCGCCUGUGGCAGUCUCAGAUGCAGCAAUGCUUGCUCCAGAGGAAAUCUUUGCCGGGAAAGGCAAUAUUAAGGAUGAGUCUGAGCUUACGCAGGAUGAGAGAAAGAGAAGGAGGGCUAAGAAGAAGAGGAAGUUUAAAGCUGAAGCUGCAGGCCAACCUGUGAAGAAGGCACCAAAACGAAAACCGGUGGAUGAGAAAGAGCCAAAAGGAUCAGUUGUUGAGCGUUGCCUACUCAUUCAGUGA
Molecule: messenger RNA, 1197 nt
Organism: Thlaspi arvense
Lineage: Eukaryota; Viridiplantae; Streptophyta; Magnoliopsida; Brassicales; Brassicaceae
Source: the annotation of a GenBank genome assembly